AUGGAGACAUUGCUGAGUCUGUUCCCAUCUACGCUCAGUCCGGAUGUCAACGUCCGACGUGCGUCAGAGCUGGAGCUGCGUCGGAUGGAAGCCCAGCCUGGUAUGCUGGCUGCGUCUGUCCAAAUUGUAGCGUCGUCGGAGGUCGACACGUCCAUCCGUCAGGCCGCAGCGAUUUACGUCAAGAACCGCAUUGCUCGGGCUUGGGAUACAUCGAUCCCGCGUGGCGCGAAUGAGUCCCCGCACGUCUCGGAGGAGGACAAGACCGUCGUCCGUGCUGCGUUGCUCCCUACCAUUGCCUCGGUCCCGCCCACGCUGCGUGUCCAUGUGGCUAGCGCCCUGUACUCUGUGGUGCGCUGUGAUUUCCCUACCCAGUGGCCAUCGUUGCUGGAUGACAUUGUCAAGCUCUUGACGUCGCAGGAAGAGACGCAGAUGUAUGCCGGCGUCCGGGCUUUGGUCGAAGUAGUGCGUGCUUUCCGUUUCACCGAUACGGAUACCAAACUGGAAGAAAUUGUCUCGCGCACGUUCCCACCUCUGCUGCAGACAACGCAGGCGCUUAUUGAUUCCGAGCACGUCGCGCUGCCGGCUGUGGGCGAGAUUGUGUACUAUGCCCUGAAGGCGUACAAGACCAGUAUGAUUAUGGUGCUGACAAAGCACCAGCAGUCUCAUGAGAGUAUUGUGCCAUGGGGUACACUUCUUCUGCGCGUUGUGCAACUGCCUGUGCAGGCAGAGGGUAACGAUGACGAAACGAAGGCCAAGACGCCAUGGUGGAAGGCGAAGAAGUGGGCCUUUUAUUCUCUGAACAAGCUCUUCUCUCGUUACGGUAUUCCAACGCAGCUUCCUCCUAGCCUCAAGUCGUACAAACCCUUUGCGGAGACGUUCCUGAACAACUUUGCACCGGAAAUCCUCAAAGCCUAUCUGCACACCACUGAUGCCAUCGUGUCGCAGAAUCAGUGGGUGAGCCCAGCCGUAGCACGCCACAUUCUUAUGUUCUUUACGGAGAGCAUCAAGCCGAAGUCGAUGUGGAUACAGUUGCGUCCGCACAUGGUCCAAAUUAUCGAGUCGUUUGUGUAUCCUCGUUUGUGCUUCUCGGAUGCGGACGAGGAGCUAUGGGAGUUGGACCCUGUGGACUUUGUGCGUAUGAGCAACGAUCCUCUGGAGGAGCUCGGCACGCCGACUAGUGCUGCUGGCGUGCUCUUGAACACCGCCAUUGCUCGCCGCACCAAGUCGAUGUUUGAGCCGACUUUGGCGUUCAUUACAAAGGUGCUCAAUGCGUACCCUAACCAAUGCACGCCACGCCAGUUUGACGGUGCACUGCGUAUGUGCAUCACGAUCAGUCAGACCAUGGUGCAGAAUGAAGCUGUGCGUGACAGUCUGGAUUCGUUCUUUGUCCAACAUGUGCUUCCGUCGUUGAAGAGUGAACGUCCUUUCCUUCGUUUGCGAGCCUGCGCCAUGGUGCAAACGUUCGACCAGGCCGGCAUGAAAUGGCAAUCCAGCCAGAGUCUUGAGGCUGCUUUCCGUGGUGUCAUGGACUGCAUUAUGGACACGGAGCUGCCCGUGCGUGUCCAGGCGGCUGAGGCUAUGGGCGAAUUGGUCGCUCACGAUGAAGUACACAAUGCGAUUGCGCCCAACGCUGGCCGUCUGAUGCAGGAGCUGCUGAAGCUCUCCGAUGAAACUGAUUUGGAUGUGCUCAUGAUGACGCAGGAAAAGAUUGUCAACAACUUUGCCGAAGAGCUGCUGCCGUUCUCUGUGCAGCUGACGCAGCAAAUGGCGAACAGCUACAUGCGCCUUGUGCAGGACAAUCUAGCUGGCGGCGACCCAAAUGCUGAUGGCGUCCAUGCCUUCAACAUGGAGCAGGGUGAAGAGGACAAGUACUUUGCGGCGCUGGGCUGCUUGAGCACCAUGUACCAAAUGGUCACGACUGCCGAGUCGCGGCCCGAGAUUCUUGCAGAGCUGGAGAAUGUGCUGCUGCCGAUCGUCGCGUACACUAUCGAGACAGAGACGAUCGAUUUGUACGACGACUGUUUCCAGCUCACGGAUGUGUUGACAUACUACCAAAAGCGCAUCUCGCCUGCGAUGUGGAACAUUUUCACGCUGAUGUACAAAUCGUUCAAGUCCUCGGGUAUUGAUUACCUCUCUGAGAUGAUCGGCACAUUCGACAACUGUGCGUCGUAUGGCACGGCGAUGCUGCAAGAAAACGCUGAGUACCGUCACAUGCUUUUGGACAUUUUCCACACGGCCAUGUCCAGCGAUCAACUUGUUGUUGGCGACCGUAUCUCUGCUUGCCAAAUCGCCGAGGUUGUCCUUCUCCUGCUCAAGGGGUAUGUGGACGAAGCCGUGCCUGGUAUCGUCACUACGCUGCUGCCCCACGUGCAGAAGAAUGCCGAAUCACCUUCGUUCCUUCUGCGCAAGUGGGCAACGAUGGUGAUUUUGGAGGCCAUUUAUUACAACCCAACGCUGGCCCUUCAGGUGCUCGAGUCGCAAGGUGCUACGGCUGGGUUCUUUUCGGAGGCUCUGCCUAUGCUGACCAAGUUCCGCCGAGUCCAUGAAUGCAAGGUGGCGAUUGUCUCUCUUCUUUCGCUUCUCUCGCUGGAUCCAGCGUCAAUUCCUGAAGCUAUGAAAAGUGGCUACCCUCACCUAUUCCAGGCUCUGUUGACACAGCUCAAGGUGCUUCCUAAGCUGGUAUCGCAGCGUCAGGAGCUGCACAAGGCGUUGGACGAAGGCUUCGAGCCCGAAGACGACGAUGGCUCGCUGAACGAGCAGCAGCAACAAGAUCUACAACAGGUGUACGAUCUACAGGACACGGAAGAAAAUGGCACGACGCCCAAGGCAGCCUAA
Molecule: messenger RNA, 2835 nt
Organism: Malassezia pachydermatis
Lineage: Eukaryota; Fungi; Basidiomycota; Malasseziomycetes; Malasseziales; Malasseziaceae
Product: arm repeat-containing protein
Exons: 3
Coding region: 1-2835 (944 amino acids)
Biological process (GO): protein import into nucleus
Cellular component (GO): cytosol; nuclear envelope
Molecular function (GO): small GTPase binding
Source: RefSeq, a predicted model, not a curated record